UGCACGCGAGGGUCCGUAGGCUGCGCUAGUGCGCCUCAAAACACAAAAGUGCGCUUAUCUCAAAAUGGUACUGCGUCCAGUAGGGGGGUAUUCUACCUCACCCAGCCUCACCUACGGUAUCGUCCGCGCCGAGGCAACACGACUUGUGACGCAACACGACUUGUGAUCCCAGGCAGUGCGUAGCUGAGGCAUCGAAGUGUUAGUCUCUGCCCUCAUCCGCAGCAUCGACGAGGAGAUAUCAUGAGGCCCUCCAUAUGGCUAUUAGCCGCAGCUUUGGGGUGUGCGCACAGCUUCGUCGCCACGCCCGACUGGCGCGCGAGGACGCUACGCAACGCCGAAAACAGCGACGAGGAGAAACGCCCCGCGAAGAUCACGCUGGAGGGCCUCCGCGACUUGGUCGCGUUGGGUCUGGGCGCGCCAAACCUGGGGACCUUCAAGGGCGUCGACAAGGACACGGGCGCCAUGAAGUUCGAGCUCGACGAGAACCGCUUCAUCACCAAGGACGGGAAGGAGUACGGCUCGUUCGACAACUCGAAGGGGACCUACUUCGAGUCCGGCGAGGUCGACGAAGACGCCGAUUUCAUGGGCAAGCUCGGGUCCUUCUUCGGUGGUGGGAAUAAGAAAUAAUUAAUUA
Messenger RNA from Pelagomonas calceolata, 634 nucleotides. NCBI's taxonomy places the organism in Eukaryota, Pelagophyceae, Pelagomonadales, Pelagomonadaceae. The record is from the annotation of a GenBank genome assembly.